This is a messenger RNA of Macrosteles quadrilineatus (aster leafhopper), 1263 nucleotides long. RefSeq lists its product as uncharacterized. The record is from RefSeq and is a predicted model, not a curated record. NCBI's taxonomy places the organism in Eukaryota, Metazoa, Arthropoda, Insecta, Hemiptera, Cicadellidae. The transcript has a single exon. Gene Ontology annotation, molecular function: nucleic acid binding. Bases 1 to 1263 code for a protein of 420 amino acids. Gene Ontology annotation, biological process: DNA integration.
AUGGUUUCCCUAACCUGGAUCACAAAUCAACCUUCAAAAUGGAAAGACUUUGUGCGUAACAGAGUAAGUGUUAUACAAGAGACAGAACCGCUCGCUAAGUGGAGGUAUGUAGCAGGAAAUGAAAAUCCAGCCGACUGUGCUUCACGAGGUGUUACUGCUAAAAUCCUUAGCAACCAUAAGCUUUGGUGGACGGGUCCUCCGUGGCUGAAUAAAGAUGUUUAUGAAUGGCCAUCCACGACGUUUGAUCCAGCUCAAGCAGCGAAAUCUGAACUGCGAAUCCCUCAAUCAACUUGCCACAUUUUAAACUUUGAACCAGAACCAGAAAUGCUAGAGCGCUUCUCAACACUGUCAAAACUAUUACGUGUUACUGCCUGGUGUCAAAAGUUCAUUGCCAAAACAAAAAAAUCCAUCCCUACUAAUUGUCAAUCUUUUUUAACUCCUCAAGAUCUCAACUCAUCCCUUUUGUUGUGGGUAAAACUCAUUCAAAAACAUGCCUUCAAAAAUGAGCUUGCGCGGUUACAAAACAACAGACCUUUAGAAAAAUCUAAUCUUAUAAGUCUUAACCCCUUUGUCGAUAACACUGGUUUAAUGAGAGUUAAAGGCAGACUUGAACAAUCUUCAUUAGAAUAUGAUUCAAAGCAUCCUUAUAUCCUUCCAAAGAAUUCUAAGUUCUCAAAACUAGUGAUAGAUGAUGCUCAUCUCAGGACUCUGCAUAGUGGCACCCGUUGUACACUUGCAACCGUUCGUCAGAAGUUCUGGGUUGUUGGAGGUAGACCUAUCGUCAAACGAGAACUGUUAAAGUGUGUUACUUGUGCUCGUUAUCGCUCUCAAAGAGCUCAACAAUUAAUGGGGCAGCUUCCUCCUACAAGAACAUCACCAUCACGUCCCUUUUUGCACUCUGGUGUAGAUUACGCAGGCCCUUUUGUAAUCAAAACAUGGCAUGGAAAGAGAGCAAAAACCUACAAAGGUUAUAUUGCGGUGUUCAUCUGCUCGGCGACCUCAGCUAUUCAUCUAGAGUUGGUUUCCAACUACUCAGCAGAAGCCUUCAUAGCGGCUUACAAACGAUUCACCAGCCGUCGAGGCAUCUGUGCUACUUUAACGAGUGACUGCGGGACAACAUUUGUAGGAGCUGACAAAGAACUGAAAAGGUUGUUUUCAUCGUCUUCAGCAGAAUCAGGUCAACUCAAAUCCCUGCUUGCUAAUGAUGGAACUGAAUGGAAAUUCAACCCUCCUGCUGCUCCACAUUUUGAAGGUCAUUGGUAA